Malurus melanocephalus (red-backed fairy wren) is the source of this 2784-nucleotide messenger RNA. It is a transcript of the gene HAP1, whose product is annotated as huntingtin associated protein 1. The record is from RefSeq and is a predicted model, not a curated record. The transcript is spliced from 15 exons. Gene Ontology annotation, molecular function: signaling receptor binding. Gene Ontology annotation, cellular component: dendrite. Gene Ontology annotation, biological process: anterograde axonal transport of mitochondrion; neurotrophin TRK receptor signaling pathway; neurogenesis. Bases 16 to 2202 code for a protein of 728 amino acids. NCBI's taxonomy places the organism in Eukaryota, Metazoa, Chordata, Aves, Passeriformes, Maluridae.
GGUGGGCUCGGCACCAUGGAGAUCUGGAGCAGCCCCGCCGCCUACGACGAGUUGAACGGGAACGCGGAGCGCGGCGGCGGCGCGGACCCCAUCGCCCGGGAGCUGGAGGAAGUUCUGUGCGCUGAGCGGGUGGUCAGGAUCACCAAGACCUAUCACGACAUUGAUGCCGUCACCAACCUGCUGGAUGAGAAAGAGCGGGACCUGGAGCUGGCGGCGCGCAUUGGGCAGUCSCUGUUGAAGCAGAACCGGAGCCUGACCGAGCGCAAUGAGCUGCUGGAGGAGCAGCUGGAGCUGGCCAAAGAGGAGAUUGCRCAGCUGCGCCAUGAGGUCUCCAUGCGGGAUGACCUUCUCCACUUUUACACCACCACAACAGAGGAGAGCGAGCCCACCACCACCACCUCCACACCGCUGCGCCGGCACGAGUCCUCGCUGUCCCUGCAGCAGUACUUCCAGUACGACACYUUGCAGCAGAAACUCAAGUGCCUGGAGGAGGAGAACCAGAAGCUCCGGAUGGAGGCCACCAACAUCGCCACUGAGACCUGCCAGUACGAGGAYCAGGAGCAGCAGCUGAUGAUUGACUGCGUGGAGCAGUUUUCCGAAGCGAGCCAGCAGGUCGCUCACCUGUCGGAGGAACUGGCGCACAAGGCGGAGGACGCGGCACGGCAGCAGGAGGAGAUCACCCAGCUCCUGGCGCAGGUCGCGGACCUGCAGCAGAAAUGUCGCUCGUACGGCUCCGAGGUGGAGGAGCUCCAGCAGCACCUGAGCGCGGCCAAGGAGGUGCAGCAGCAGCUCCGCAUGGAGCUGCGGGAUCUGCAGGAGAAGUACGCGGAGUGCGGCGGGAUGCUGCAGGAGGCACAAGAGGAGGUGAAGAGCCUGCGGAGCCGCAGCCUGCCCAACAGCACCGUCAGCCGCUACAGCACCCCCAGCCUCCCGCCCGUGGGGAGCCCGAAAUCGCUGGCAGCUGAGAUCAAGGGGACGAUGAGCUCCUCCACGGACUACAAGAGCUACCAGCGCGUCUUCGACACGGUGAAGGCGGUGAACCAGGCAGCCAAAGCCAAGUCUUGCUCUGAGUCUCCCCACCACGUUCCRGGCUCCAAGCAGUUGUCGGCUGCCCACUCUGAGGGGGCCAGCACCCCCCAGACYAGCUGCUCCGGCUCCGAGGACGCUCGCGAGGACUCGCGGGCAGCCCCGGGCCGGCAGGACCUGGAGGCGGCGGUGCAGCGGCUGUCGGUGCGGCAGCAGAGCCACCUCAACGAGGAGCGCUCCUUCUUCGAGGCCGAGCGGGAGCGCAAGCUGUGGCGGCUGAAGGACGGGGCGAGCUCCAGUGGCUUCCUCACGCCCGAAGGCAGCGUCGUCUCCACUGGCACCAGCUACUCRGGGAGCUCGGAGCUCACCGCUGCCUCCAGCUUCUCGCUCGGCUCCCUCUCCUACCUGCCCGACAAACUGCAGAUCGUGAAGCCGCUGGAAGGCUCGGUGACUCUCCACCACUGGCAGCAGCUGGCACAGCCCAACCUGGGUGGGAUCCUGGUGCCCCGUCCCGGGGUGCUCACCAAAGACUUCAGGCAGCUGGACAUCGACCUGGAGGAGGUGUACAGCCUCAACGACCUGGAGGAGGAUGAUGUGGACGCCAGCUCCUUCCGGCUGCUCCCUACCUCAACACCCACCAAAGCCAAGGAGCGCCCCCGGGUGUUCCUCUCUGUUAACAACCUCCCCCAGACCCCGUCUACCUUCACCAUCACCACCUGCCACAUCCUCCACCCCACCACCGCCAUCACCACGGUGACACCCAGUCUGUCUCAUGCCGUCGUGCCUUCUUGUGGGCCCUUUAAGGGGCUGAGCCUCAGCAGCCCCUCACCAGAACAGACUCCCCCCACACUGGCACUUGGCCCCGGACCCCCGAGCACUCCCAUGGGACUAUUCAGGCUCUCGCUGGGGCGACAUUCCCACUUGGCAGCGGGGACUGGAUCACGGUGCACCCCCUCACUCCACUCCCAGGACCCUCAGCCCUCCCCCGGGCCCAGGGGUCAGGAKGGACCCCCACCCAGGAGCAGCAUCUUCAGCUGGAAUUUGGUGGAGAAGCUGCAGCGCCUGGGGCUGGACAAGGUGGUGGCCAGAGGGACAAUGUCCAACAGCCGGACAGGCCCAGAGGGGCCCAGGGCACCCAGAAGUGAUGCUGCUGCACAGCCCCCGGGCUCAGGGUGAGACACAUCCUCUUCCUCACCCAUCAGCGGGGAAACGGAGACUGGACAAGCUUCAGCCUCAGCUCAUGGUGAUGCCCCAGGUCCGUCAGCAGUCCCAGCACCAGCGUGGGGGGCUUUGCCCUGGCUGCAAGGACAGAACCUGGCACUGCUCCCCAUGUGCAGGGGGUGCUGGCUGACCCUGUCCCUGCUGGGGGGRUUUGGACCCUUCACAAGAGCCAGUUCUGGCAAUAAAAACUGUUCCUGCUUCUGCUGAGCCUGCCUGCGGAGCGAGGGGCAGCGCGGCCCUUCGGGGCUGUUCAGCUGCUGCAGCGAAGGGCGAUGCUCAGUCUGGGCUCAGGUGGGUCCUGGGGCAACCAGCCAGGGCCGGGGGGCAACCCCUGCACCGCGGGCUGGGCCCCUGGCCAGCACCUGGACUGGACUGGCUUUUAAAGGGAAUGGUGGUUUAACUCUUUCCUGCCCACCGAGUAGCAAUAGUAGCAGCACCCACAGCUUGGGAUGUUUCUGGGGGCGCAGCUGAUGCUCCCCCCGGCCGUGUCCCUCCCUCCAGGCUGUGACCCAUCCCCUGGCAAAUAAAUGUGAAUUC